This is a messenger RNA of Cryptosporidium muris RN66, 5187 nucleotides long. Its product is annotated as exonuclease family protein. The record is from RefSeq and is a predicted model, not a curated record. The transcript has a single exon. Lineage: Eukaryota; Apicomplexa; Conoidasida; Eucoccidiorida; Cryptosporidiidae. Gene Ontology annotation, biological process: nuclear-transcribed mRNA poly(A) tail shortening. Bases 1 to 5187 code for a protein of 1728 amino acids. Gene Ontology annotation, cellular component: PAN complex; P-body. Gene Ontology annotation, molecular function: protein binding; nucleic acid binding.
AUGUAUAAUAGGGUACCAUUUGUAAAUAGAGAUUAUAAUGAAUCUUCACCUACAAAAACUUCAAAUUUUGGGCAACUACAAAUGGAUAAUAGUGCUAUUAAUAGUGGAAUUGAUAAUUCUGGGUAUAUAAGAUCUGAUUUCAAAGGUGGUUAUUUUUCUAAUCAGUUAUCAGGUGCUACAUAUACUGAUCCAUAUAAUAUAUCUAAUAAUACACCCGGAGUAAAUUUAUCUGGGACUUCUAUAUCAUCAGUAUCUAAUAGAGCUUUAAGUAGUUCUAUUGGAGCUUCUAAUUGGGGUUGGGAAGCUUAUACAAGUUAUAAUGUAGUAGGUUUAUUUUCAUCUCACUUAUCAAAUAAAAGUAUUCGUCCCUUUAUAACGAGUAUUUUCUGUGAUCCCUUCUAUGAACUAUUUUGGCUAGGUUGGACUAAUGGUUUUCUCAGCUCCUUUAAAUUUCCACAUUGUAGUAGAUAUACUGCAUUUCCCGUCGGUAUUGGUGGAAAUAUAAUCAAUGGAAUUCUUUGUCGUGAUAAUGUAAUUAAUGUAGGUUUUCCAUCCUCAUCUCAUAUUUAUACUGUCAGUAACAAUGGAAUUGGAGUUUAUACGAGAGGAGGAAGCUCUGUAUCUACUCAUUCUGUAAAAUUAUUAACAGAUAAUAAGAUAGGAACGAAGAUUUUAUGUAGUGAUUCAACGAAAUACUCAUCAUAUAUAGGAAACCCAAAUCCCUUUAUAGGUUUGGGGACAUCUGGAGGUGUUUCUAUACUAGAUCUUCAUGAACUUCGUCUUAUACAUCAGAUUCCUUAUAAUGGUGGUAUUUCAUGUUUAAAAGGCUCUCCUAAUUCGACAAAUUUUGUAGUUGGAGGUUGUAAUAUGAUUGGGAUAGCAGAUAUUCGUCUUCCACGUCUUGGUCAGACAGUGACUGUUGUAUCAAACCCUAUAUCAAAUUUUACUGAAUCAAUAGUUAGUGGGUUAGCUGUUAAUGAUUAUACUGUAGCGAUUAUAACUAGUUCUAUAUGUACACAGAAGAUUACUUUUGAAGAGCUUUUGUCAAGUGUUGGAGGAGUUCAUGGAUUAUCAGUUUUGGACUUAAUUAGAAUGCAUCCUGGAGAAGUAUCUACAUCAGCCGAAAUGAUGAUCUUUAAGAAAAAUUUGGAUAUUUCGAAUUUUCAAAGAGAUACUGUUGUUAGAUUAUAUGAUAUAAGACGUUUUAGACCUCGUAAGAAUAUUCCAUUUUCUCCUGGGCCCAUAAAUAUAUUAUGGAAUCAUGAUUCUUUAUGCUCAACAGCAGGACCUGGGGGUUCAGGAGGAACUAAUUCUGGAAAUUCAGGAUUUGAAGAUCUUUAUAUAAUUGGUAAUAAUGGUCAAUGGCAAGUUUAUCACUCUAAUAUUGACCAAAUGGAGUUUUAUGCUACUCCUUCUGUACCUAUAUCAUUUGCAGAUUUUAGCUCCUCUAAUCAAUUUUUUAUAUUAGCUGAUACAUCUGGAUCUAUACAUACAAUGCAAAGACCAAGUUCAUCUUUAAUUCUCAGGAAAUCUGAUCAGCAUCUUAAUAGUCCAUCUACAGAUCCAACAAAUACAUCGAAUAUUUGCCAUCCUUUCAAUCUCUAUCCAUCCUAUCCAUUACCAAGUAUUGGAAGAAAUGUGAGAUUAAAUAUACCCUUAGGAUCUGGAGAAAAUCCUAAUAUAAAUAACUUCCCAUCCUCUAUUUGUGAAACUUUAGGAAAUUUCUGUGAGCCAAGUAUUUCCUCAACAAGUGCAUUAUAUGUAUUUCCUUAUGUUAAAUCUAUUCACUGUUUAAUGGGCAUUGCUUCUAAUCCUGUAACAAAGUCAAUUUCACAGAAUUUGGGGAAUCCAACUACUCCAAAUUUAACUGUAGCUCUAAGAUAUUUAAGGGGACGCCCAGUUGUGGCCUAUGAUUCAUUAAAUCCUGUAGGAAUUCCUCCAAUAAUUGAAACUCAAAGUAAUGGUCGUAUGAAAAUUAAAGAAGAAGUUCUUGUAAGUUUUAAGAAUCUCUAUGAUGUGGAUGAGAUCCGUAAAAUUCAGACAGGUUAUUCAUGGCAACGCUUCAAAAUUUCAGAUGAAUUACCUCCUGGAUUAUGUUUAUUUAAGCUUAACAAUAGUGGGAAAAUAAGUGAUACAGAAGCUAGUUCAACUAGUAAUGUAAUAGGUGAUAUGGGGGAGACUCUUAUUAAUGAUCAUUUACAUAAAUCGUCUUCAUCAAAUUUUUUAGCACUAUCUCUUGAGUACAUCCGCGAGAUCCGUCCAGAGAUUGAACCUUUUAAACUUAAAAAUCUUGAAUAUAAGUCAAUGGAUUUCAUUAAAGUAGCUAUUAAUCCUGAUGUUAGUAAAUAUAAAGCAAAUAAUUUAGUAUAUGGAUUACCUUUACUAUGUAUUGGAGGUGCAUACCCAACGUGGUUCUAUCGUUUGAAAAGAAAUACAAAUUUGUGUUUUGGCCUUACUGAUGCUCUUGGAAUUAAAACUUUAUCCUUGGUACCCUCUAGAUUUCAAUAUCGCCCUAAAACAAACCUUAAUCGUAGAGAUAGGCCGAAGAUAAGGAGAGUACCAAUUGAAACUCUUGGUAAUACUGAUGGUGGUUCAAUAACUUGUACAAAUCAAAUAAGAUCACUUGGAGAAGAGGAGUCUGUAACAUUUUGUGAAGGUUUUAUUUGUCUAGAACUUGAUAAUGAUGUUUUGGAUUUUACUCAACCUCUAUUUAUGCUAAUUUCAUUUAUUCCAACUAUUCCAUAUAUGCUACUUAUGCAUCAUGUUUCAGAAUGUGAAAUGGAAUUCUGUAUAUCCUGUGAAAUUGUUCACUUAAGUUUUAUGUUGUACUGCUGUAGAAGAAGUUACAAACAACGUAAUCAACUUUUUUCUCUUCCACUAUACAAUAAUAACUAUUCUCAUAUUUUUGCUCUUAAUAUUCUCAGAACUCUCAGACAUCUUCCUGAAGUAAAACUUGUAGGAAUAGAACUGGAAGAUACUCCAUCCACCCUAUUUAAACCUAAUCCUACCAUUUCUAAUCAAAUAUCAAAUCUAAAUUCAUCAGCUUCAAAUUUUAAAUUGAACUCAUUGGAAUCUUCUAGCUAUCUUCCUUAUGCUGUAUUUACACAAAUCCGCAAAAUUGAGGCUUUUUGGAGAUUCCUUAUUGAACAAAUUCAUAAAGAUUUUGUUAGAAAUUCUAACUCAACUAUACAGGAUUUUUUUGGUAUAAAAAUAACUACAAUUAGCUCAUGUACUCCCUUUAACCAUAUACAAAAAUCUAACAACAAUAUAUUUGCCUUAGAAAUGUUUUAUCCUCAUAACUUGAAUAGCUCAAACUCUAAUAAUGUAUCAAGUCUCAGUCAUUCCUCGAAGGUAUUAAACUCUUCCUCUAAUCAGAUAAAUCAAGACAAUAAUUCUGCGGAACAAAACUUUUUGGAAUGUCUUAACUUAUCUUUAUGCCGUAUAAUAUCUGGAAGAUCUUAUUGCAAAGAGUGUUCUCAAACUUCAGCUUGUCAGCAUAUGAGAUUUGCAACUUCUCUAGCAAGUCUUUUAUUAGUAAAUUGCUCACUUCAAUCUGUUAAACAAUGGCAAUACUAUGGGGGGACUAUUCCUUUAGAAUAUGAUGAAACAUACAAUUCCAAUACAAAGGAUUCAUUAAAUAAUCCUCUUUUAAGUAUUCCUUUCUACCUUUCUUUUGCUUCAGUAAAUAAAUCUCUACCACUUCUUGGAACAAAAGUUAGUGGAACUAACAAUGAAAUUCAAGCUUUAGAAGCUAUUUCAAUUAAAGACAAUAAAAGUGUUGUUUAUAAUUCUGAUAAUGAAUUAAAUACUCAAGACUACGAACUGGUUGCUCUAAUUUUUGGAGUAUACCAAGGCAGUUCAAUACAAUUACCUUCUGGCACUCAUUUUUGUAUGUAUUUCAAGCAUAAACUGGUAACUCCCUCAGAGAAUAAUAAGAAUAAGUGGUAUUUAAUGAAUGGCUCUACUGUUUUUUCCGUAAAUAAAAGUGAAGUUACAAACUUUUGCAAUUCUUGGAAGUUACCUUGUUCUUUGGUUUAUUUAAGAUAUAACCCACCAAAUACAAAUCCAUUUAGCCCUUUUCCUACUGUUAAUUUUGAUAGUGACUUGAGCUUAAAGUCAGAAAUUAUGGAGUUGUGUGAAACAUCACCCAAAAUUUGUAUACAAGGGAUUUCUGUUACAUUACCAUGGCAAUAUCCAGAUCCAAUCCAUUCUCACACCUUAAAAAUGUUAAAUUCUAUUGUAAAACUAUUAAAAAAUGAAAUAAAUCUUUCUGAAAAUCCAGACAAUGUUAAAAUAUCCCAACAAGUGCCAUUCACUGAUGAUGAAUUGAGUUUAUUGUGUUUACAUUAUUUUAUUCGGUAUCCAAGGUAUCGCGGACUUAUUGAUUCAAGUGAAAAAUUUUCUAAUUCAGAUACAAAAAUUGAUUUUGAAAGUAUUGAUCCACCUAUGGUUGUAGCAUUGGAUUCAGAAUAUGUUGCACUAGAUGCAGAACAGUCAAUAUUAAGACCAGAUGGAACAAAGGAAGUGCUUAAGAAAUCUCAGAUGUCUUUAGCAAGAGUUUCAAUUGUUAGAUGUGGAAGUAUAUCUUCUUUUAAAGAGCUUAUAGAAGAAUAUGGGCAAUCUUCCGAUAAUCAUACAAAUAAGGCAAAUACCAUUAUUAUGGAUCACUAUGUAUCUUAUGGAAGCACUACUCAACAACCUAUGGAUUAUCUAACUAGAUUUUCCGGAGUUAAACCUGGAGACUUAGAUCCAAAGUAUUCAUCCCAUUUCCUGACAAGUAAACAUCUUAUUUUGAAAAAACUUCAAUUUAUGGUAGAUAGUGGAGUUGUUUUUAUUGGACAUGGUUUAUCAAGUGACUUCAAAAUUAUAAAUAUCUAUGUGCCAUGUCAACAGAUUAUAGAUACUGUUGAAAUAUAUAGAUUACCUGAAGAACGUUUUAUUAGCCUUAGGUUUCUUGCAAAAUUUGUUUUAAAUAAAAACAUUCAAUGUGAAGGUCAUGACUCUAUAGAAGAUGCUAAAAUUGCAUACGAACUAUUUCUUAAGUAUUUAGACUUAAAGAAACGGCAAGUUUGGAAUGAAUUCUUAGCUAAUCUUUACUCGAAGGGACAUGCAACUGAUUGGAAAGUAGAAGCCUUGGAUAAUAGUCAAACUAAUAAUAAACAGAUAGUUAAUACUUUAGGCGUUUAA